Amphiprion ocellaris (clown anemonefish) is the source of this 2813-nucleotide messenger RNA. Its product is annotated as transcription factor 7-like 1-A. The record is from RefSeq and is a predicted model, not a curated record. Gene Ontology annotation, molecular function: DNA-binding transcription factor activity, RNA polymerase II-specific; RNA polymerase II cis-regulatory region sequence-specific DNA binding. NCBI's taxonomy places the organism in Eukaryota, Metazoa, Chordata, Actinopteri, Pomacentridae. Bases 1008 to 2606 code for a protein of 532 amino acids. Gene Ontology annotation, biological process: regulation of transcription by RNA polymerase II; canonical Wnt signaling pathway. Gene Ontology annotation, cellular component: catenin-TCF7L2 complex; beta-catenin-TCF complex. The transcript is spliced from 12 exons.
AGCGGACCCUCCAACCUGUUGUUCCCGCUCUGGGAUCAGUAGUUCGGGGGAAGCUGGAGGCUCCGGGCCGCCGCUCCGCUGAUCCCGGGUCUGUGCUGGCCGGUGCUCCGUCUUCUCCUUCCAGUGGAGGAACCCUCCGAGUCGCUCUCACGCCUCUGCACCGCAAAAAACGCCUCGAAUCAGCAAAACUGUGCAAAAAUGCGGAAACGGUCGUAGUGAAGAGCGCAGUUUGUGGGAAUUAUGCGCCGGCGGAGCGGAGCGGCGAUGCGGGCAUCAGACCAGCGACGGGCCUCGACUUUCUCCGCCGGAGUUACCGCACCGAGGGGGACGUGAACUUUUCUGCCUCGGGUCGGUGUGGUGAGCGGGUCGGUGUGGGUCGUGUUGACGGUGUUUUUCUACCGGCUGGAGGUUUUCUCGCCGCUGUUGCUGCAGUUUGCGGGAGUUUUCUCGGAUGAAAGUCGCUCCGGGAGCCGCUCUGGAAUCCAGCAACUGCCGGGGCGGGUAGCUAGCUAGCCUGUUAGCUACUUCCACUAAGACGGGUUUUAUGUUUAUUUACCGGGAAAACCGAUAAAAAAUCCCCCCAAACUGAACUCUAACGGCGGCUGCGAGGACACAGCAGCCCGCUAACGGUAGCUGGACACUUUCGGUGCCGGUCUCACGGUGUUUUUCGGUUGUUUUCCCGAAUAACUCGUCGCUGUUGCGGCAGUUUGCGGUAGUUUUCUCGGAGAAAAGUCGCUCCGGGAGCCGCUCAGGAUUCCACUACUGCCGGGGCAGGUAGCUAGCUAGCCUGUUAGCUACUUCCACAAAGACGUUUUUAUGUUUAUCUACUAAGAAAACUUAGAAAGUCCCCCAAAACUGGACAUUGACGGAGGCUGUGAGGAGUUGUCAGCCCGCUAACGGUAGCUGGACACUCUCGGUGCCGGUUUUACGGUGGUUUUCGGUUGUUUUCCCGACUGACCGUGUUAGCAUAAACUCGGUGUAAACUCAGCCGCAGCUAACGUCCCGACAUGCCGCAGCUGAACCGGGAGGACGGGGACGACCUGGGGGCCAGCGACGAGCUGAUCCCCUUCAAGGACGAGGGCGAGCAGGAGGAGAAGCGGAACGUGUCCGGACGGGACCUGGACGACGUCAAGUCCAGUCUGGUCAACGAGUCGGAGACCAACAGCGGGUCCGACUCGGAGGCGGACAGGCGAACCAAGCCCGGUGCAGAUGUGGAGAACCGGGCCAGACACAGCCAGCUGUUUGAGGAAGCUCUGAGGAAGCAGCAGCAGGAUGGAGGUCUGUUCCAGCCGUCUCCUUACGUCGGUUAUCCCUUCUUCAUGCUCCCAGACCUGGGGAACCUCUGCAGCCCCUACCUCACCGCUAACGGAGCGCUGGCACCGGGCGGCCGCACGUAUCUCCCGUUUCAGUGGCCUCUGCUGGACGUUCCUGGAAGAUCAGCGAUCAGAGACUCUACGACUCCGACUCACCUGUCCAGCAGCGUUCCCGUCGUCCAGCACCCUCAGCUCGGACAUCUCCAUCCCCUGCUGUCCUACAGCCCCGAGGCCUUCUCACCUCAGAGAGCCUCACCUGGAUUCUCUUCUGACGCAGCAGGUGUGUCCAGGACGCCUCACGCUGCCUGUUAUCCUGUUUCACCAGGAGGGAUUUCACCGAUGCACCAUCCUCUGGGCUGGCUUCAGGGCCAGACCAUGUAUCCCAUCGCUGGAGGAUUCUCACCUGCAGCUCUGGCCAUGAACGCCUCCAUGUCCAGUCUGGUUUCCAGCAGCUUCUCUCCUCGUCUGGUUCCGACUCCUCAGUCAUCGGUUCCUCGUCCAAACGUCGUCCAAACGUCGAUCAAACAGGAACCAAGAAGCAGCAGCAGCAGCCAACCGGGGUUGAUGUCUGACGUCCAGCAGGACAAAGAGGACGAGAAGAAGCCUCACAUCAAGAAGCCUCUGAAUGCCUUCAUGCUGUACAUGAGAGAAGAACGACCCAAAGUGGUGGCUCAGUGCAAAGUGAAGGAGAGCGCCACCAUCAACCAGAUCCUGGGCCAGCGGUGGCAUUCUCUGUCCAAAGAAGAACAGUCCAAAUACUACGAACUGGCUCGGAAGGAGAGGCUGGUGCACUCCAAGCUCUACCCUGGCUGGUCGGCCAGAGACAACUACGGCAAGAAGAAGAAGAGGAAGAGAGCGAAGGGAGAAGCUCAGCUGGAAGUUGCCAUGGCGACGCCUGCAGACGACUUCUCCCCUCAGCUGAAGCGACCUCGUGACGGACCGCCACCGCACACGCUCAGUCCGCUCCGUCAGACGUGCCGGCCUCACCCUCCCACCGUCUCCCACCUGACACACUCCCACCUGUCCCAGGCGAGCCCCGCCUCCUCCCUGGACUCCCCGGCCACGCCCACGGCGGCGCUGGCGUCCCCCGCCGCCCCGGCCGCCUCCCACACCGAGCUCAGCCACUCCUCGUCUCCGUUCUGCGAGCAGCCGCUGUCUCUCACCACCAAACCCAGCCGUGGCUCCGCCUCCUCACCGCCGCCGCCCUUCCUGGCCCCGCCUCCUACCUCCACCCACCAAUCCGCAGCUCACGGUGCCUUAACUCAGCCGCUCCGGAGAACCAAUCAGCUGUGAGCGACGUCACAGGACCGGCCUCCUUUUUUAAGCUUUUAUAGACGCAUCACGUUUUCUACUCGUUUAAUUGGUCAAUAUUUGACUGCAUCUCUGAUGUCAUCAAGCUGUAUUUUUGUCACUUUUUCUAGAUCUAGAGACGAGGCUCUGAUGGUUCUAAAUCUAUUUUCUGGUUCCUCUUUGUGUUAAUAAACCUUCACUGACUUCUGA